GUUGUCAAAAUUAUGUUCAAAACCUUAAACAUUUUUUUUCUCGCGGGUAAUUUGUUCCUCCGAAUAAUGCAAUUUUGAAUAUGUCUAAUGCAGUAACCUCAUCAACUCGAAAGGAUAGUGACUCCUCUCAAAUUUCCCAAUCAUUUCGCGAUCAGAAACAAAUCGAGGCAUUUAUUCGACGAAAACAUUUUAUCAAAAUAAUUGAAGGCGCAGUCGAACAAUUUACGAAAAAGUAUAGCGAGGGCAAGAAACCGGAAGAUGCUCUAGGCACUUUACUGGUGCCCCUAUGCCUUGAAUACGCCGAUUUCAUACACAAUAGUGGCAAUAUUGAUCUGCUGCAUUUGGCUGUGGAAGAACCACUACAAUUUUUAAACGCCGCUAAAUAUUGCGUAUACGCACUUGUUCGAGAUCUUAUUAAACUAUCUGGAAGUACAGAAGAGCGUGGCGCACUUAAAUCCAUAGAUAUUGAUCAGGUGCAUCUUCAGCUUCGUUUCGUCGGUUUGCCGCUUCAGGAAGAUUUGCACUUUGCACACUUUAGAAAUCGCUGGCUGCCAGGGCUUUCGUGGGCAACGGGAAUUUUGUCGGCAAUUUCUGAACCUCAGUCGGCAAUUUUACAAUCGACAUGGUUUUGUGCGACCGGAUGUAACCGGAAUAGAAUCAAAUCCGACUCAACAGAUGCGCCUACUUGCAACAUUUGUGGACGUCAGAUGAACGAGUAUACAAAAUUACGUGUAACUGAAAAUUAUCAUCUUCUGCGCAUACUCCCAGCUUGCGGCAUCGAAACCCCCAGAGUUGUGAAUAAGAUUUUUCGUGCACUCACUGUGCAGGCCCGAGAGCACGUUCACGAUUGCGAUCUGCGUCUGGGUAACAGAUAUAUUGUUAUAGGCUACUACGAUUACACACGCGCUGGUCAACUGUUUCAAGCAUGGAGCGUAACGACACAUUAG
Messenger RNA from Anastrepha ludens (Mexican fruit fly), 947 nucleotides. RefSeq lists its product as uncharacterized. The transcript is spliced from 5 exons. Bases 81 to 947 code for a protein of 288 amino acids. NCBI's taxonomy places the organism in Eukaryota, Metazoa, Arthropoda, Insecta, Diptera, Tephritidae. The record is from RefSeq and is a predicted model, not a curated record.